Molecule: messenger RNA, 390 nt
Organism: Jaminaea rosea
Lineage: Eukaryota; Fungi; Basidiomycota; Exobasidiomycetes; Microstromatales
Exons: 2
Coding region: 1-390 (129 amino acids)
Source: RefSeq, a predicted model, not a curated record
AUGACGAGCGGCAACAACGAUCAGCAGCCCGAUUUUGCAUCCUUUGGCCUGCCGUCCUCCUUUGCUGGCUUCAGCUCAGCGGGCGGCAGCGGGAGCAACAACGCCAACGCUGCGCCUCGAGGAGGAAGAGGGGGAGGUGGUGACAAGAGCAGAGGCAGAGGACGCGGAGGCAUCGCGGCAGGAUCAGAUCGAGGGCGAGGGAGGGGCGGAGGCAAGUUCGCACAGCGAGGUGGCCGGGGAGGCGCUGGAGGGGAUGGUGGUCGAGGCAGAGGCAGAGGGGGACAUCAAGGUGGUGGUGGCAGAGGAGGUGCGACGAUAGGUCCGGAUAAGCCUGCUCAGGGCUUCUUCGACCCCUCUUCCCUCGAGGAUCCAUGGGCAGGCCUCUCAUGA